Messenger RNA from Leguminivora glycinivorella, 2572 nucleotides. RefSeq names its product glucose dehydrogenase [FAD, quinone]-like. Lineage: Eukaryota; Metazoa; Arthropoda; Insecta; Lepidoptera; Tortricidae. The record is from RefSeq and is a predicted model, not a curated record. The transcript is spliced from 5 exons. Gene Ontology annotation, molecular function: flavin adenine dinucleotide binding; oxidoreductase activity, acting on CH-OH group of donors. Bases 153 to 2015 code for a protein of 620 amino acids.
UGGUUGGUCAGUGUUACUAAAAGAAAAUUCUAGAACUGUGGUAUUAAUCACGUGCCAAUCAACAUUUAACUAAUAAGUGCAAACCAAAUGAGUAUAAACAUAAGCAAAACAAAACUAAACUUUUGCGUCAGACCUUUGAUGAAGACCUCUUAAUGGCGAAUCUCAUAAGGAACAACAGUUUAUCAUGCAUACUCAGCGGGGUGGUCUCCCAGCAGCCGUCACUCUUCGAUGCAGUGACAGGUCUACUCCGUGAUACAAACAACUUGUACCUUGGGGAGCCUCCUGACGCUGAAGAGCUUUUCUCGGAGUACGAUUUCGUCAUCAUAGGAGCUGGAACUGCUGGAUGUGUGCUUAGCAAUCGACUUACAGAAGUAGAAGACUUCAAGGUCCUUCUUAUAGAAGCAGGCGGCAGCGAGCAGCUAUUCAUGGAUAUUCCUGUGAUGGCCACGAUGUUACAAUUCACCGACGCCAAUUGGGACUAUCGAACAGAGCCACAGAGAGCUGGCUGCAUGGGCAUGCGUGACGGCCGGUGCUCCUGGCCCCGAGGCCGCGUGGUGGGAGGCUCCUCGGUCCUGCACUCCAUGAUGCACACCAGGGGCAACAGGAAAGACUACGACCGGUGGGCGGCGAAUGGCAACCCAGGAUGGGACUACGCUUCAAUUCUAAAAUACUUCAAGAAAUCUGAAAACAUUCAAAUACCAGAACUAAGAAAGGAUAAAGUGUACCAUUCAACAAAGGGAGAAAUGACCCUUCAGUACCCCAGUUGGAGGACUCGACUCUCAGACGCGUUCCUGCAAGCGGGCGUCGAGACUGGCGGGAGAAUCGUGGACUACAACGGUGAAAAACAAAUCGGAUAUUCCAUCAUACAAUUUACGAUGAACAAUGGAACACGCAUGAGUGCAAGUCGGGCUUUCCUUCACCCCAUAAAAUAUAGAAAAAACUUCCACGUUGCCAAAAAUGCUAUGGUGACGCGUAUUUUGAUUGAUCCUUGGACUAAGCGAGCAUACGGUGUAGAAUUUCGCAAAGGAGGUCGCCGGUACAUCGUGAAGGCGUCGCGAGAAAUAAUUCUAUCAGCUGGUGCCAUCAACUCUCCUCAAAUAUUAAUGAUCAGCGGAAUAGGCCCCAAACAGCACUUGACGGAGAUGAACAUCACGACAGUUGUCGAUUUACCCGUAGGAUAUAAUCUCCAAGACCACUGGGCAUUGGGCGGUCUGACUUUUGUGAUAAAUACAACGGAUUCUAUUAGAUCCGAACGCGUGGCUACAUUUAGCAAUAUUCUAGAAUAUUUCAGUCAUCACACCGGGCCGUUGUCAGCGCCGAGCGGAACCGAAGCCAUCGCUUUUAUCGACACGAACAACCCGAACGAUCUCGAUGGCUAUCCUGACUUGGAACUGCUGUUCGUAGCAGGCUCAUUGGUUAGCCAACCGUCGUACAAACAAGCCUUCGCUAUUGAUGAUCGUAUCUACGACAAAGUUUACGGGCCAAUUCAAGAUCGCGACACGUGGAUGGUGUUCCCGAUGCUUCUUCUCCCGGAAUCAAAAGGUCGGAUAAUGUUGAAGAAUAAAAACCCUUACACAAAGCCGCUCAUCUACGCAAACUACUUUUCAGAUGGAGGACACGACCAAAAGGUUAUAUUACAUGGUAUAAGAAAAAUAAUUCAGCUAUCGAAGACUAAAGCGUUUCAAAAGUUUGGGAGCAGAUUGCACGAUAUUCCGUUGCCGAAUUGUGCGCAUCACAAGUUUAACUCGGACUCGUAUUGGUACUGCGCAAUGAAGACUAUAACGAAUACGAUUUAUCAUCAUUGUUGUACGGCUAAGAUGGGCCCGAGGGAGGACCCUGGGGCUGUUGUGGAUGCUAGACUGAAGGUGUACGGCAUUAAAGGGCUGAGGGUAGUGGACGCGAGCAUUAUGCCGCACGUUCCCGCGGCGCACACCAACGCCCCGACUUUGAUGAUUGCUGAGAAGGCAGCUGAUAUGAUCAAGGAGGACUGGGGUAUACGUAUCAAGCCGCUUUAAUUGGCUUACUUUGUCAUAUUUACAAAAAUCCCAGUCUAGGCGAAGAACUGACUUUUAUAAUUGAUCAAUUUUAUAUACCUAUUUAUUUGUGACAUAUACGUUAACGUUUCCUUACUUUAUUAUUAUAUUACAUAAAUAAAUACAAUGAUUGAUAUACAUAUACAUAUCUACGUUGUAAUGCGUAUGUGCCUGUAAUUUCAUUGCAUUGAGUGCCAUUCUUAGUAUGAGCACAUAAAAACUUAAACUAUCAUUUAUUAUUUGGUCCUUGGAUUUUAUCUUUGUACCAAUGGACUAGGAUUUAUUUAUUUAUAAUUUAUUUUAAUAUAGCAUCUUUCAAUUUACUUACAUGACGUGAACAGUAAAUAUAACUUUUUUUAAGGCAGGUUGUAAAUAAAUCCACAGUAAAUAGCACUAUUUAUUAAAAGUAUACAUUUCUUAGAGGAUAUUAAUUUCUGCCCAAUUGCGAAGUUAUCUGCUAGGUUUUGAACUUGACAACGAACAUGACUUUGUCUUAUACAUAUUAUAUUACGCAGGUUUUCUUGUUCAAUAAUAAAGUU